AUGAAUUCCCACGACGAGCCACAUCUCAAUCACACAGCUCCAAUAGAUAACCCCCUCUCUGGGAUAGACCUACAGCAGCUGACAACAAUUGUCGAACGGUUUCAUUGUCGCGUGGGACUGGAAAAUGUUGUUGAUGUGCAGACCCUCCUUAAAGGCGCACAGGUAGCGCAGGACCCAGAUGACUGCCACACGGCGAGACUUUCCACGCGGGAACGAGACGCCCUUGCGAGAGAGAAUUCUCCGUGGUUUUGGCAGUCUAGGGACCUUAGCAUCACCAUCUUAGCAACGGCUUGCGCCGCGAUCACGCAAGGAUGGCAGCAAUCAACGAUUAAUGCCAGCCAUCUUUUUGGAUGGGAGAAAGAGUUGCGCCUUGAAAAUCAGCUUUUGAUUGGAUUGAUGAAUGCGGCCCCGUGGCUUUCGGGGAGCGUUAUAGGAACCUGGUUGAGCGAUCCACUUCAGGAAAGAUUCUUUGGAAGGCGACCUGCGCUUUUCAUUGCUGCUAUAGGUUCCAAAGCCUCGAUUGCACCAGUAUUUGCCGCUGAAGCCGCCCCUGACAAGCAACGUGGGAGGGUAUUGAUGAUGUGGCAACUUUUUGAUGCAUUUGGCAUAUUCUUGGGGUUCGUUUGCAUUUUCCUUGUACGAGAUAGCUGGAGAGCUCUUUUGGCAACGGCGAUAAUUCCGGCUAUCGUUCUUCUUUUCUUGGUUUUCGUAUGUCCCGAGUCGCCGCGCUUCCUUAUUCGACGAGGACGGUAUCCCGAGGCGUAUAUUAGCCUUCGCCGGCUCCGAGGAACAGACAUCCAGGCCGCUAGGGAUCUCUUUUGCAUUCAUGCGCAGCUCCAGGCCGAAACAACGGCGGUAUGGAACAGCAACAAAAGGAAACCAUGGCACGACGGCCAGAUCUACCAGGAAUGGAUCAUGAAAACCCAUUUCUUCAAAAGGAUGUGGUAUCUUUUUCAAAACCCUCGCACUCGGAGAGCUUGUAUGGCGGCUUUUAUUGUGAUGGCAUCACAACAACUCUGUGCGAUCAACGUUUUGGCGUUUUACUCGUCUAGUCUAUUCGACAGUGACAAGAAUCAUUCGUCUGUCAAAUGGUACAAUUUCGAAGGCUUCGGUCUCGCCAAUUUCCUUUUCACUUUUCCGGCCUAUAAGUUCAUUGAUAAUCGCGGACGCCGAUUCCUUCUCCUUAUCUCCUUCGUCGGCAUGACCUUGAGUCUCAUUGUUGUGAGCGGCGUUUUCUACAUCACCGAUCAAAAGAUACGCAUGGGCCUGGUAACAUUUUUCUCCGUCAUUAUUUUUACUUUCUUCUACUCUAUUGGUGCCGGGCCUAUUCCCUUCACUCUCAGUGCGGAGGUAUUCCCCCUGUGCGUACGUGAGGUGGGCAUGAGCUUUAGUGUUAUGAUAAAUUUUCUUGGCCUUGGUCUCUUGGUGCUUUUUGUGCCGAAAUUGGCCAACAUAUUUGGACGCCUCCGCCGCAGGACAAAGGAACAAGCUGCUAACCACAUCCGCGCCUUGAGACCAUUUUCCCAGAAGGCCAACCCUCCUUGGAUGGAAGACAUACAAAUGGAAAACAGAAUGGAACAAGCGUAA
Molecule: messenger RNA, 1587 nt
Organism: Penicillium subrubescens
Lineage: Eukaryota; Fungi; Ascomycota; Eurotiomycetes; Eurotiales; Aspergillaceae
Product: Major facilitator superfamily domain general substrate transporter
Exons: 10
Coding region: 1-1587 (528 amino acids)
Biological process (GO): transmembrane transport
Cellular component (GO): membrane
Molecular function (GO): myo-inositol:proton symporter activity
Source: RefSeq, a predicted model, not a curated record